Brassica oleracea var. oleracea is the source of this 1647-nucleotide messenger RNA. RefSeq lists its product as uncharacterized. The coding region runs from base 178 to 1278 and encodes 366 amino acids. Gene Ontology annotation, cellular component: DNA replication factor A complex; nucleus. Gene Ontology annotation, molecular function: single-stranded telomeric DNA binding; damaged DNA binding. The transcript is spliced from 9 exons. The record is from RefSeq and is a predicted model, not a curated record. NCBI's taxonomy places the organism in Eukaryota, Viridiplantae, Streptophyta, Magnoliopsida, Brassicales, Brassicaceae. Gene Ontology annotation, biological process: DNA replication; meiotic cell cycle; double-strand break repair via homologous recombination.
UAUUGUUCUUCUUCUUCGACGCGGUGGCGAAGCAGGGACUUUUGCGAUUCCGUUGUCGAUCUGAAACGGUGUUAUUAAUGGCUGCGUCAUUAAUCAAAUUGAUUCACCCCACCACGAUCCAUCUUCAAUGCUUGGUCUUUGAUGUGAAAGGCGGUCUGAAAUCUAUAUAAAUAGAUAAUGUUCUUUUCCGAUUUGAAGUCCGGCGGCAAAUGUUCGUUCGUCGUCGAGGCUAGGCUCCUACGAUACUGGGAGGCUCGGAAUGUGAAACGCGGCGGUGAGCUGAUGUGGGUCGACAUGCUGAUGAUCGACGUCGAUGCGACCAUAAUGCAAGCCACCAUCUAUUCCAUCUCCGGUUUCGAUGUGGCCAGAUGUGCUCAGAGUUACAGGCUUUCCGACUCCCCUUUGCUGAUUCGGUUUAAUGAGUUAACCGAUUUUGAAGAGCUGACCGAGCCGGUUUCUCCCCUGCUUGAAGAAGGAUUCCGGUUCCGCAAUCAAUCUGAGCUCGCCGGAUUAGCUAACACGAACACACAGCUCCCAGACAUUAUAGGUGAGAUCACUUCGGUUAAGAGCACUGUGAGCGAUACUCUUGGAGACAAGAACCGUAUCAUGGCAACUAUCAAGCUGGAUAAUGAAACAACGGUCACUCUAAGCCUAUUCGAUGCUCAGGCUGUGUCUUUCCACAAUAAACUUGAAGACAUGAAUGGUGAUCCAAGGGUGAUUGUCACUACUAGCAUAAACCCAAAGAUGGUUGGAGGCGGGUUGUUCCUCAAUGCAACAUCAGGAACACACAUCUACUUUGACAUGGAGACAAAUGCAAGGGAGGUUUACUUCUACAAGCUGGUUGCUAGAGAAACUGGAGCCCCACCUGCUGCGCCAUUGCUGAAAGGAUAUCCAAAGGUCGAGACCCUGACCGUAUCAGAGCUCAAUAGUUUUAUAGCCUCUGCAUCAUCACAGGAAAUUGACUUUAUUUGCACCGGUAAAGUCGUUCGACUCGACGUGGACAAGGGAUGGUGCUAUGUUGCCUGCUCCAAAUGCAGUAAAAAGUUGCAGCGUACUGUUUCUGCUUUGGAGUGUAUGCGAUGCGGUAAUGCUAAUGCUGUCGGGGUUCUCCGGUGCGUAUUGUACUCUAAGUAUAUAAUUAGAUGUGUCUAUACGCAUAUACAUUCAAGACAGUGCUUUGACUUGAAGUAUGAAUAUCUAUUAUCUUUGUUUAUCAUGUGGAGUUGGCAAUUGCUGAUGAUACUGCUGAAGGUGCUUUCGUGUGUUUUGAUGGUGUGAUGACUAAGCUGCACAACCUCAGAGCAAGUGAAGCUGGUUAGAUGUUGGCUGAGGAAGGUGUAAUCCUGAAGAGUCUAGAGUUCCUCCAUUUAUCACAGACAUGGAAGAAAAAACGUACACGUUCCAAGUCAGGGUUAGUUCAUACAACUUCACUGCACACCAUCAGACAUUUACUAUCACACGCAGGGCCGUCCCUGCCAUAAGACCAGUGAAUCUGGAGCUUUAGGCCACAAAAUAGUUUACAAUUUUUGAGGCCACAUUUUUUAAUAAUGAUUAUAGUUAGGUUAAAACAUUAAUUUUUUACCUUUUGGUUCGGUUGGAGCCUUGCAUCUUCAAAGUUAAAUAUGUAUGUAAAAAAAAAGUUAAAUA